This is a messenger RNA of Parasteatoda tepidariorum (common house spider), 1446 nucleotides long. Its product is annotated as nuclear distribution protein nudE-like 1-B. Gene Ontology annotation, cellular component: centrosome; kinetochore; kinesin complex. NCBI's taxonomy places the organism in Eukaryota, Metazoa, Arthropoda, Arachnida, Araneae, Theridiidae. The record is from RefSeq and is a predicted model, not a curated record. Gene Ontology annotation, molecular function: microtubule binding. Gene Ontology annotation, biological process: mitotic centrosome separation; microtubule nucleation; vesicle transport along microtubule.
CCCUCCUCGUUCUUAUACCAAAGAUAUUCCACCUGUUGUUCUGGAAACCGCGGAGAUGAGAAAUAGCUUUUUCACUGACCGGUUGUCUCCUAACUUUCUGUUUGUUUUGGAUGAUAAUACUAGUAUUCAGCAGAUUUGAGUAAGAGAAAAGUGCAUAAAAAUAACUGAAGGGAAAAAUGAAAGUUUAGGAAAAAGUGUUGCCAUUCUUUAUAAAUUUAUUUUGCUUAAUAUUGAUUUUUUUUUCUAAUAUGGCCAAUGGUGAAUUGUCGUUUGCUAAUCAACAAGAGGAACUAAAAUAUUACAAAAAUCUUGCUGGGAAUUAUAAACAAAAGCUAAUGGAAGCACAAAGGGAGUUAGAAGAGUACCAAGAAGGGAGCCGCGAUCUGGAGACAGAACUGGAAAUUCAGCUGGAGCAAGUGGAGAAAAGAAACAAAGAAUUGACCUCAGAAAAUACCCACCUAAAAGCAGAAAGUGAGAUACUCCAGACCAAGCUGAAUCAGUGCCAAACAGAAUGCAGUAACAUGAGGGAUGAGCUUCAAAAGAUGCAAAUGGCCAGAGAAGAGAUGCAAGUAUACGUGAGAAAAUUGGAACAAAAAAAUGACGACUUCGAAAGAGCCACCAGAGCGUCUCUAAUGUCCUUAGAAGAUUUUGAAACAAGAUUGAAUCAAGCUAUAGAAAGAAAUGCUUUCCUAGAAAAUGAAUUAGAUGAAAAGGAGAAUAUGGCUGUUCUGAUUCAAAGAUUAAAAGAUGAAGCUAGAGAUUUAAAACACGAGCUUACAGUGAGCGAGACUAUAAAAACCGAAGCGCCUCCACUGCCGAAAAAGACGCUCGAAUCCAUCAUCGAAUCAAAUAAACUCAUCAGUGAAGCUGAAAACCGAUCUCGCCUUAGAAGAAACAGCGCACAUUUUAUGUCCACCACUGGUUCCAUUGUGCCACAUUCUGCCAUGAACAUUCUAGGAGAUCUCCUUAAAAAAGUUGGAGUUUUGGAGUCCAAGUUACAAUCAUGUCGUGAUUGCCUAAAAGAUAGUUCUGAUCCAAUAACUGAAAAAAGGGUGAAUCUAACUUCGUCCAACCGAGUUCGACACAUGAACGGAUCUAUAGGAAACACCAAGGAGUAUAUACCUCUCACGGCCUGAAAGGACUUUAGGAACAUACCCAAAAUCACGCCAUAUUUAAAAAAUGACGCCAUUUUCGUCUAUUUUGGCAAGAAAUUUGGAUCAUUCCAAAGAAGGUUAUAGGAGAUUGCCAGUGUCUGAAAAUGCCUCAUAUAUUAUACUUUAGCAUUCCACUCAUCCGAUUUCAAAUAGCUUCCAUAGCCAAACAAUGUGGGGAGAUACACUGUUUUCCUUUUGGGGUUUCUUCUUUGUUUGUUUUUUUGCAGUAUUUAUGAUUCAAGUGUUAUGCAUUGUUUGGUAAAGAAACAUUAUUUUUAAAUAAAACAAAAUU